CGUCUUCCUCCAUUCUUCAGAUGCAGCAGCAUCAAGCUUCGCUUUUAUCUCUCUAAAACUAAUAAGAAAUGCCUUCUAUCCCCGAUUCAAACCUACAUUCUCAUCCCUCUCCACCUCAAUUGAACGACGCAUCAGCCGAAACUCGUCUCCGAGAGGCCGAGGAACGUCUCCGGGAAGCAAUAGAGGAGCUCCAGCGCCGUCAGCGUCGCGUCCGGAGACUCCAACCUCCUUGCGACCAUGCGGAUGAGUCCUGUGUUGCCAACGCUAUUGGUAACCUCUGUCAGAGCUUUCUACUUUCAUAUGGCGUUCGCGUCGGAGUCGGAAUUCUUCUCCGAGCUUUCAAACUCGCUCGUGGACAGUCUUAUUCUUCCCUUCUUGAUCUCAAGCAAUUGGUAUCAGAGAAAGAUUUAAUAGUGAGAGAGGAAGCAUGUAGAAUUGGAUUACUAUUUGGAGGAUUCACUGGAUCUUAUCAUGCCCUUAGAUGUUUGUUGAGAAAGUGGAGAAAGAGAGAGACACCUUUCAAUGCAAUUUUAGCAGGUUCGGUCGCAGGUUUAUCUAUUUUGGCACUUGACGAUUCCAAUAGGAGACGUACACUGGCCUUAUAUCUUUUAGCUAGGGUUGCCCAGUCUGCAUACAACUCUGCAAAAUCAAAGAACAAGUUUCACUUCUGGGGAAGCCAUUGGCGACAUGGGGAUGCUUUGCUUUUUGGUUUAUCGUGUGCCCAGGUCAUGUAUGCUUUUGUAAUGCGUCCAGAGAGUUUGCCAAAAGCUUAUCAAGAUUUCAUUCAGAAAACUGGACCAGUUGCGAAGCCAGUGUAUAAGGCCGUGAGAGAUUGCUGUAGAGGUCUUCCUAUAGAUGUUGAUUCUCUCUCGGCUUAUCUAUCUAGUACUAGGAAUACUAACCCUGCAAAGCUGGAAAAUUUCCCAUCUAUUAUCCCUUGUUCGAUGAUUCACCCGCACACAACUUCCUGCCUGGCUCAUAAUGCAAAGGCCACAUCAUCAACUUUCAGAAAAACAUUUCCCCUUUAUUUCUCCUUAACUUUUGUACCAUUUGUUGUUCUUCACCUGCAGAAGUUCAUGGAUGCUCCGGUCCAGACCAGUUUGUAUGCUGUUAAAGGAGCCGUUCGUUCGACUAGUUUCUUAUCUGCUUUUGUAGGAAUAUUUCAGGGAGUGAUAUGUUCGCAUAGAAAGGUAGCAUCAAAUGAUCACAAGCUUGUCUACUGGCUUGCGGGUGGAAUGGCUGGCCUUUCGGUUCUACUGGAGAAGAAAUCCAGACGUGGUGAACUUGCCUUGUAUGUUCUUCCACGAGCAUGUGAUUCUUGGUGGUAUAUAUUAGUCAACCGCCACUUGCUUCCCAAUGUCAAGAAUGCCGAGGUGGCUUUGUUCUGUGCAUGUAUGGGAGCAGUAAUGUAUUAUUUGGAACAUGAACCGGAUACAAUGGCUCCGUUUCUGAGGGGGCUGAUUAGGCGUUUCCUUGCAAGCAGAAUCAACAAUCCAGGGCCACCUUCUAAUAGGAAUGCUUCUUAUAACUAUCUACAAGCUCUCGACGCUAUAAACACCCCUGAUUUGCCCACAGAUAACAGAGGGGCAGGUUCGGAAACGUACAAUCUUGAAUCUAUACAGGGGCUGUGAAGAAGAAUUAAUUUAUAAUGGAAUUUGGUUUUCUCAUAUUUCUCUCAUUGGGUUGAGUUCACAUUAUAUUAAAGUUCAUAUAUAUAUAGACACUAUAUUUGUAAGAAGAUUGAACUCAUUGAAGGGAUAUUUUUGGUUACUACUUUUGUCAAAGUAGAGAUACUAUAUAUAUGUUGGGGACCAAUUGGGUGUGGGUUCCUUGGGCAUAAGAGUUUAAAUAAAUUGAAGUUUCGGUUAGCUCAGUUGAAGAUCGUAAGGCUUGUGGUUACAAGGUCUCGGGUUUGAGCUUUUCAGAACAUAGUUUAUAAAUAACAAUUCCUGCAUCUUCUCUUUGAGUGGUGUUUUUCAAUAGUUGAAGAUA
This is a messenger RNA of Impatiens glandulifera, 1992 nucleotides long. RefSeq lists its product as uncharacterized. The record is from RefSeq and is a predicted model, not a curated record. Lineage: Eukaryota; Viridiplantae; Streptophyta; Magnoliopsida; Ericales; Balsaminaceae. The transcript is spliced from 8 exons. The coding region runs from base 69 to 1631 and encodes 520 amino acids.